Saccoglossus kowalevskii is the source of this 772-nucleotide messenger RNA. RefSeq names its product plexin-B-like. Lineage: Eukaryota; Metazoa; Hemichordata; Enteropneusta; Harrimaniidae. Gene Ontology annotation, cellular component: semaphorin receptor complex; plasma membrane. The record is from RefSeq and is a predicted model, not a curated record. Gene Ontology annotation, molecular function: semaphorin receptor activity; protein binding. Gene Ontology annotation, biological process: regulation of GTPase activity; positive regulation of axonogenesis; regulation of cell migration.
UGUCCCACUGUUGUCAUGGCACGAUAUGGUACUAUUUUACAGUUCCUGAACAUUAUAGUCAUAUGUGUAAUAUUUGUAGAUUCCACUAUUGUCAAUACGUUUACCCAAGAUUCAGUUGGUUUUAAUCACAUGACUGUUGAUACAAUCACUGGUGACGUAUACAUUGGUGGUGUUGAUUACAUCUAUAGACUGGAUACAGAUUUACAACUCAUCUAUAAUAUAACAACUAAACCUGAUGAUGGAACUGAUAACUAUAAUAAAAUAUUAUCAAUCAACUACGGUGACAAUAAUCUGGUUACGUGUGGAAAUGAUCAUGGAUAUUGUCAGAUUAGAAACUUGACUGACUUAUCUGUGCUGGGUACUAGUGACAUAUAUGUUGCUGCACCUACUGUGGAAGACUCUACUGUGGGAUUUGUAGCACCUGGUUAUGAUGAUAAACCUAUGUUGUAUGUUGGUACAUUAAAACGAGGUGUGACCUAUGGAGAUGAAACUGUUAGUGGACGACAACUUGAGGAAAACAUUUUUAAUGUGAUUAGACGUUAUGUAGAUUCCAAAACUGCUGUAGAUAUAAAUGAAUUUAAUAUUGGACCAGGUUUUGUAUUCUAUAUAACUGGUUUCAGCUAUGGUGGAUUUAGUUACUUUCUGACCGUACAACGUUUGGGUAGAUAUGACAAUUCAUACAUAUCUAGGAUUAUACGUGUAUGUCAACAGAGAAAUGACAACUACUACGACUCUUACACGGAAGUAACGUUACAGUGUAACAACCCUGAUG